Messenger RNA from Botrytis sinoallii, 2749 nucleotides. RefSeq lists its product as uncharacterized. The record is from RefSeq and is a predicted model, not a curated record. Lineage: Eukaryota; Fungi; Ascomycota; Leotiomycetes; Helotiales; Sclerotiniaceae. Bases 847 to 2718 code for a protein of 623 amino acids. The transcript is spliced from 2 exons. Gene Ontology annotation, molecular function: DNA-binding transcription factor activity. Gene Ontology annotation, biological process: regulation of DNA-templated transcription.
CGACGACCCAUCCAUCUCAUGCCCUCACCUCACCUCAUUAUCCGUUCUCCCAGAUUUCCAGACCCCUCUCCCAAGAUAUCCACAUUAUCUAACCCAUAUCUACCAACUACAUUCUUCUAUUUCUACCUGCAUACUUGACCUACUUUUCUAACGUGCUUCUUACUUCUCUUGUCUGCUGCACCGACUGCAAGCUCAAGUUCUACUACUUGCUGCACAUUUCACUGCAACUGCAACUGCUUGCAAUUCUGCACUACCACUCCUACCACCAUACGACCCAUACGACCACUCGAACCAAAAAGGGACCCAACAGACUUAGACUUCUUACAGUCUUUUGUACCUCCAUUCUCCACUUCGGAUCAAGCCAUACAAUCCCUUCCUGCUGUUUGUCUCGCCCGAAUUACAUCGGAACCCAGACUCAACCCACUCAUACACCACCACCACUCUUGUCCCUCACAUAUCAACUGAGCAUCUCCCACCCAAUUCCUACCUCAAAAUAUUCAUAUCAAACAUUACCAUCCUCAUAAACAGUCACCUCUUUGUUAUUCUUGUCUUUUUCUUUGACAGAAAAACACAGCAAGUGAUUUGACUCUUCACUCAAUCAUCUCAUUGAUUAAUCCGCCCCAAACGAAAUUGUCUUUUUUCAUAUCCCCUCCCUACCCCGAUAAUUCAAGUUUUCGUGAUCGUUGACGAUCUAUCGAUAACAUUUAUCUUUUCUCACCGCCACUAUUUUAUCUAUUUCUACCCCAUCUCAUCCGAAAAUAACUUCGCUUCCCUCAAACCCACCCUCUUCCUUAACCACAUCACCAACCCACCCUCACAACAGACCACAGCAGGAACUUCUUUGCUAUGGCUGCCUUCCCAAUGCACAAUUACUACAGACAAUCGUCAUUAUCUGUCGAUACUCAACCCCAUAACUACUUUGAAGAGGACGAAGGAAGCAUUCUUGAUGAUAACAUCCUCGAUCACUCUGCAUUAGAUUCCGGCUUAGAAAUGUCUCCACCCAUGGAUAAUAGCAGGCGGGAAUCCUUUGCAGUAUCUUCGACAUUGUUCUCCCCCAAGGCUGAUGAAUGGCAACACGUCGACAUGCAACCAAUGGCAUCCAACAAUCCCUUUGUCGAGCACAACAGCAACAACCCAUUCAUGCGUAUCGAGGCUGCACAAAACGCAACAUAUGGACAUUCGAAUCACGGCUGGGGCAUGGGAAAUGGUUCGGGUAUGAGCACACCAAUGCAAGGUCAUGAUGGGCUUCCAUCUGAUUAUGAGGUCAAUGUUCCUAUCUUUCAACGUCCCGUGCAAACACCAUUCACAAAUCCUGGAAACCAUCAACUACCUCUCUUCUCCGCCAAUGGCUCAAGUCAUCCAUCUCCACAAAAGGACUGGUCCGUUUCAGAGAUGGAUCAUCGUAUUCCAAAGCGUAUGCGCCCACACAGCCCAACUCUUCGAUCGCAUCCUGAGAUGUCUAGAAGGGGUGAUGGUAUCCGAAAGAAGAAUGCCCGUUUCGAUAUUCCAGCCGAGAGAAAUCUCACCAACAUUGAUCAACUCAUCUCUCAAUCCACCGAUGAGCAGGAGAUUAAGGAGCUCAAGCAGCAAAAACGUUUGUUGAGAAACCGACAAGCAGCUCUUGACUCACGUCAACGAAAGAAGCAGCACACUGAGCGCCUUGAGGACGAGAAGAAGCACUACACUGCUUUGAUUAACGAUCUCGAGGAGGACUUGGCCGAAGCAAAACUUGCUUUGGAUGAGUGGGCUCGUAAAGAGCAACACUACCAACAAUACAUCGAGAGCUUGCAGAUGGAGAAGGAAGAGAUGGUGCGAACUCACACCCUCGAAACCGGCGACCUCCGCAAGAAAGUGAGCGUCCUCACAGAGCACAUGCAAAAGAUGGAAAGCACUGCCAUGUCAACUGUUCCCAGUUCGACUGGCUUCUCUGCCGACUACUCUGACAUUGAUGGUCUGAACAUGGAUGGCAAUUGGGACAACAUCUCCUUCCUUAAUGACUUUUCCAUGGAAAGUGAGAUUAAGGUUGAGAAUUCGAUGGUUUCCGCCAAGAAGGUCGACACUUCCCUUCUUAGCGAGCCAGAGAAGCCUGCUGCCCAAGGCCUCCUCUUGAUGUUGCUCCUUGUCGGUGCUUUUGUCGCCUCAAAGGGUUCUUCUCCUAGCAUUCCUAGAAUGUCGGAUGAUGUUCGUGCUGCAUCUGCAACACUUCUCGAAGACGUGUUCAAGGAUGCUGGCAUUCAACAAUCCGCUUCUGCUGUCUCUGGUGUUACAAACGCAAUUGCACCUCUCCCAUCUGGUUCCUGGUCGACUACUCAAAACCCUUCUUUGGGAGGCAACGAAAUGGUCGGCGUCACAUCAUCAACUCUUGGAGAUCUUGCCAACAGUCUUUCGCAACCAACAGAAGAACAAAACAACGAGCAACUCUUUUCAUUGUCUGCCGCACAAUACAAUGGGUUGACUUCGCAAGAUUUCCUCGACAAUUCUCCCGCUACAAGAUCAACAUCUCAAGGACGAAAGAAUCUCGGUGAAUCACUUGCUGCCAUGCGAUCGAAUUCCAAGAAAUCGGCCGCAGAGGUUUACACUCGAUCAUUAUUAUGGGAUCAAGUUCCAAGUGAGGUUGUCAGGAAUUUUGCUAAGUUGGUCUCGGAAUGUAAUUCCAGGAAUGGUCCAGAAGAGUGCGAUACCUCAUCGGUGUUAAACUUUUCCAAGUUUCAAACCUAAAUAUGUCAUCCAAAAAACCUCUACUUCGACA